Messenger RNA from Meloidogyne enterolobii, 408 nucleotides. The record is from the annotation of a GenBank genome assembly. Lineage: Eukaryota; Metazoa; Nematoda; Chromadorea; Rhabditida; Meloidogynidae.
AUGCUUAAUCAGAACAUUUACUACUUCUUUAUUCCUCUUGUAAUUAUUAUUUCCUCAAGCUUUAGCCAUGGAUGGCAGUUAAACCAACCAUUUACAGGCUCAUUCACAUAUUAUAAUGAUAAGGGAUACGGUGCUUGUGGCCAGUGGGUUAAUGCAGAAGCUGAAAUGCUGGUUGCUAUUAGCCAUACAGAAUGGAUCCCUAAUGGAAAUCCAAAUAAUGAUCCAAUUUGCCGUAAUAUCUGCCUUAAAGUCGAUUAUAACGGCAAAAGUAUCACAGUCCCCAUCAAAGACAAAUGCCCAAGUUGUGAUUCAACACACGCCGAUUUGUCUCAAGUUGCGUUUGCACAGCUUGAAAAUCUGGCUGUAGGGCAUGCUUAUAAUGCUGUUCUUACUUAUGUCCAAUGCUGA